UCUAGUGUAUGUGUACGUAUCAAUGUGCGCGCGCGUGUGCGUGUGUUCGGCAGGCAAGCUUACUGUAGUUCGAGGAGUCCUGCUAGCUGGAAUGGAACUCAGCUCGGUGUAGGCUCCGUAAGGGGGGGCACACACACAACAAAAAGAACACAAACAACAACAACAGCAGCAGCUUCGACGUAAGGAUAUAUAUAUAUAUAUAUAUGUAACAUAUAUAUAUAUACAUACACAUACAUAUAAUCAAAACAGAUUUGUGUGAAUAUAUAUAUACAUACAUAAACAUAAUAUAUAUAUAUAUAUUAUAUGUAUAUAUAUAUAUACACACACACAUACAUGCCGUAAAGAUGGAAUAGUACAGGAGGAAUACAAAAUUAUUCUGUGAGUGGAUACCAACAAGACACCAAACCGAGGAAUCCAUACCCGCUGCCACCACCACUACCACCACCACCACCACCACCACUAUCAGCUCCUCUCUCUUUUUUUCCUCCUCUGUAUAUCUAUGUAUCUAAAGUUCUUAACGAAGGAAGCAGCUUUCGUCUGGUUUGGUCUCCUAGUCGGUCUAUCUAUCUCUCUGUAUGCGAGUGUGUGUUAAUUAAUAUACAUGUGUUUGUGUGAGUACUCUUCCUCUAUAGCUUGUAAAUAUAUUUCUGUGUAUACAUGUAUUUUCACCUAGGUGCGUGAUUGAGUUAAUUUGUAUACGCGCGUGAGAGCGUAUGUGUGUGUAUAUAUAGAUAUAUAAAAAAAAUACAUAUAAAUAUAUAAAUAUUUAUAUGCCUUUAUCUCUCUAUCUCUGUAUAUAUAUAUAUAUAUAUUUACAUACAUCUACAUAUAGCUAUAUAUGUUGUGUAUGAGUGAAAGCAGCAGAGGUGUGUGUCUUGUGUAUGUGUGGUAUUUCCUUGCCUUUAGGAUAUGGCCGACUGGAACAUAGUUACAGAUUGGCUGCGUUCUUUGAAUCUGGUGCACUACACACAAGCCUUCUUGGAUAAUGGUUACGAUGAUCUGGAAAUUUGCAAACAGAUCGGCGAUCCCGACUUGGACGCCAUAGGAGUCUUCAAACAGGAACAUCGCCAGCGAAUCUUGGAUGCUGUGAGAAUUCUUCGUGAACAAGGUGGAACGGCCGUUUAUUUUACCCUCGAAAAACCCAACAAUGAUAUUGGUGUGGCUGCUAGUAUAGUAGACGGUCAUGGACAUGUGGCUUGUACCACCACCGCUAACAACACAGAUAGCACCUACCAUAGAACUGGUGGUUUGGUGUGUCUGGGUGGUGGUAGUGGUAGUGGUAUUGGUGGUGGCAACAACGGCGAUCACAGCGGAGAUUGUUCCACAAACGAACCGAUCCAUUCUUCCCGUCGUCUGCCCAAUGAUUAUGAAGAUGGCAAGUCUGCGUUGUUGACUUACCCCAAGAUACAGUUAAAACAUAUUAUCCGUGACAAACUUGUUCGAGAUGAGAUCGAUCUGUCUGGUCCACCUUACACCACUGCGGAGAUCAAGGACGUUUCACAAAAGGACCAGUCAUGUACACGGAGUAGUCUUAUGGCCUUAGCUGUUAAAUACGCCGGGGAAUUGAACACUCAUGUUGAGGAUGUCUUUGACCGACUCGACGAAUUACGCUGGUGGAAAAUUACCAAAGAUUCUGAUAGUUUAUCGGUUUGGAGAUUAAAGUUGUCGAAAUCCUUAAGUCCAGUGCGGAAUGUUCAGAGCCCGACCCUUUAUGGAUAUAUGCCCCGUGGAACACCCCCACCUCUUCCGGCAUGUCCUCCGCCGUCUUCAAGUCAUCAGGAAAGAUGUGCCGAAUUAGAGAAACACCUGAAAGGGGUUCAUUUAAGGAUGGACAACCAGUCUGGAAAUUAUUGCGCCAACUACAUUUCACUAGACGGUGGUAUGUGUUGUAUUUUUCCACGCAGACUUUCCAAAGAGAAGGAUAUGGUUGAGAGCAAGAAGAAAACAACAGCAUUAGGGAAACUCUUUCGGAAUAUGGGUCUUCGUAAAUCUGGCAGGAACAAGUUCUCCUAUAAACAGCAUCAAGGUGACCCGAAUGCCUAUGAAAUCACAAUGAAUGAUGAUGACCGAAUAGCGUUAAUGGUAAUGGUGAAAGAAGGCAAAAUAACCACAGAACAUGCUCUAGAAGUGGUAAAACGGUUUGAGGAUCAUCGGCGACUGACUGGUGAGGGCGAUGAACAGAUCAAUGACCAGAUCUAUGGAAGUCGAGAGUCCCCGUUGUUAACCCAGGCUAGUAUCCAGACAAGAGGUCGAAGACAACACAGACCUGAAAUCACAAAACCCACCAAGUCUUCAUCAGAUCUAUACUCAGGUUCAUCACCUCGUUGUGAGAUAUGCCGUUCUCAGUCUCAAGAUGUAGAUGAUCGCAUGCGUUGGCCAGACAAUCGGGGAUCAUCCGAUUACCAAUGUACUGAACACCGGAGAGUCCAUAGUAUAGGCCAUAUGGAAUUCCACCAGUCACAAUCUCCAGAAUUCAUGAGGUCUAUAUCAUGCUCUCCAACACGUGGUGGCAGUAGCCAUACAGACAGCACAAAAUCAACUUCGGUGGGAGGGUCACCGUCACACAGCCGUCUAUACUCUCCGGUACUUUAUUUAACAGGAGGCAACAAAGCCUCUGAUGAACAGCUUCUAAUCUCGCUCUCUCCAGCAGCCGAGGGGAAAGAUGAUGAUGCAUUAAAGAAAAACAGUAGUGGGGUUAGUAAAAGUGCAUCGGGUACUUCUUUAGACUCUGAUCUGUCAGCGGGUUGUCCGUCACAUGGACCGUUACCCAAUGAAAUCGCAGCAACUCGAAAUGGAGACAUUGCAAAUUGCAGCAAUUCAACAAUGUCUGCAAGUUCCGAAACCUCUCCUGCUGGUGGACGUAAACCAGAAUCUUUACCGGCAAGAAUGAGGAACUUUGCUAGAAGCAAUAGCUACAGUACAGGUGAUGAUGGUAUGUCAUCUGACUACGACGAUCAUGAUGAAACAAAUAUGAGACUAAGUCAGAGUUGUCCACGAGGAAUGAUCACACAACGGUCAUUGAGUGUUAAUGACAGAAGCAAAGAUUUGAGGAAUGACCUGAAAAAGAAACUGCUACGUUCUAAGGAGCCAAAUUACAGGUCACGGCAGAUGAACCAAGAUGUAUCCGAUGUCCAUGGUGUAAUAGGAAGCCCAGAAAUAUUUAAUAGGUGCAAAUACCAAGUGACAAAUUCCCAGAAUUCCAUAGCCUCUACUGUAGAUGGCAUGCCUCUCUACUCUGGCCCAUUUUUAGGGCAGGCUAGGGUACAUACUGACUAUGACCCUGAGCCACAGGAGAAAGAUGCUUUAGUAUUAAGGAAAGGUGACAUUAUCCAAGUGAUGAGUAUGAUUCAGCCAGGAAUCUGGAAAGGUAUGUUGAGACAAAAAGUUGGUAACUUCCGGUUUUCACAUGUUGAAAUGAUUAGUGAUGACACUCCGCGUGGCCAACGCAAGGAGAGAAUUCAUCGAAGAAGGAACUCACAGCGGUCGAAACCACGUAAUGUUGAGGAACUGAUGCAGCGCAUUGGUUUAGAGCAUUUAACGAGUAUUUUCUUGUUGAAUGGAUACGACAAACUGGAAACGUUUGUUGAUAUUGAUGAAGAUGACCUCAGCGAGUUGAAUAUUCGUGAUACAGAACAACGUGCCAAACUUUUGACUGCAGCGGAGCUCCUUGUCGAUUGUAAUUCCCCUGAUAUUCUUGAUGUCCCAGCUAAAUGUGAUGGCAACACUCCAGCUGACACCCCCUCUAGUCUGUCACCCCCAACCUUAUUUAACACUGAACCACCCCCUCCAAUGCCCAUUCAGCCCAUGAGUAGGGACUCAGGCUUCUAUGCUAGUAGUGACAAUUCACUCCACAAAGGUCAGCAAUCUGCUCGUCCUUCUGAUGAAGAUAUUCAUAAGAAGAAAAUGUUGGGUCAGUCUGCUACUGACAACAGUAUAUCGGAGACAGAUGUAACAAACAAAGAUGAAAGCCAGCCACAGAAAAGCAUUGCUUGUCAAACGGCUGGACAGACAGAACCCAGUACCAACUAUGAAAUCAGUGAUCUCGAAUUAUCUGCCGAGGACCGAGAGGUAUGUGAAAUUACAGAUGGAUUUGCUCAGAAAGAGAUUCGGGCUUCUCCAAAGAAAGCCACACCUCUCACUAGAGUCCAGCGCUGUUCAAGUGCCCAGCAGUCUGCACAGGAAAGUAUUGCCAAUGGAUAUAUCUCACAUUCCAGUUCUUUCUGUAACAUGACAGCAGAAUGCAGCCAUGUCAGCCCAAUGUUACAUCAUCUUAGUAAGAAGCACGAGCAGCAUGGCCCGAUCAAUGUGGCUAUUGUUGACAGCAAGACGCCGAUACGCAGUUGUGGAUCGGAGGGAUCCGAUGGAACGCAGAGUGACCUCUCUGACAUUUCGCCCCACAGGAACUCAAAGCCUGUUUCACUGAGAAAAUCAGCCAGCAAACUAUGUUCUGCUAAGACAAAUGGAAGUUUGGUGAUGAUGGAUAGAGUGGUAUCUCCAUCCUAUCACAUCAUACUUUCAGAUUCUUUGUCUUCAUCCCCAAUGGUCAAAAGGGAUGUGAGCACACAAAUGGACCCUUUCCGUAAAAAAGGUAACAGUGUUAAUGAGAACCAUCUGAGAACACAAAAGCUGAUUUAUGGAAGUAAACCACCAAUGUUUCUCGAAGGAGAUAACAUCCCCAAUCAAAUAUAUUUCCCUGGAACUUUGGGAAGAACUAUUGAAGGAAGUUAUUAUGGCAGCAAAGAUUCCCCAAAUCGUACUAUUCCACGGCCACCAAAACCCCCCAGUCGAUCUUUAAUUCCACUAGUGAAGGCCAAGCUAUCUGAUGAGAAGAUUGAUCUUUCCUUAGAGCCUUACAGUGACAAGAAUGGUUACUGUGGCAUCCCACCGCUGUUGGUGCAACGCUAUGCUGAGGAACUGCGACAUGAUGUUUGGGGAAUUGCUGCUGUCAUGGAGCAAGUGAGAAUUUCUCAACUCCUGUCAUAUGGAAGGGAAGGAAUGACCAGUGAAUCAUUGGCCAAAGCCUGCCUAUCAUCAUGUGACCUGAAAAUAUCAUCAUUGAGAGAUUUUUUGAUCUCCAUUGGCCUGCCAAUGUAUGGUGAGCAUCUCAUCAAGAUGGGAUUCUCUUCAAUGGAACGCUUGUUGUCCAUGACAGAUAAUGAUGUCCAGCGGGUAGUACAUGACACUCGGCAUAUCAAACGACUGAUGCAUGCAUUGGAGUGGGUUCGAUCACGCUUGGCGUCCCCAACGAGAAAAACUAAGAUUGCUUCCGUGAAAGACCAAGUAUAGAACCACAGGAUAAAUAGAUUUAAGAUGUAUCUUAAGGCAUACACAAAAGAUAUAUACACUUAUACAUGCAUAUGUACAUGCAUGUGCAUGCACACACUCACACACACACACAUAUAUACACAUGCACACACAUGUGCUCACACAAUCAUAUACUCUCUCUUCUAGGCACAGGUUUUAUCUUUCACAAUGUGACACUCAUGUAUAACAUGCAAUCUAUUCCUCUGUCACCCAUUCUGUUAAAAGCAACAUGGUGCCAACAUCCUACACACACACACACACACACACAAAUAUAUAUAUGUAUGUGUACAUGAGUGUAUAUGUGCCUAUAUAUAUGCCAGGUGGAUCUUGCAGGUCUGUGAAGAUGCAGUGCUACCUCUCUCAAAAGCAGCAAACAGAGAAUUUGACUGAAGAGGGUAGUUGUGGUUCUGUUGACAACAGACAUCAAAGGAUCAAGGGUCUGGAGAGGUCUAAGUGACUAAGAUGAAAAAUACAUAUAUAUACAUACUUAUACACACACACACAUACACACACACAUGCACACACAGAGUGAAAGAUACAUACAUAUGUGUGUAGGGGUAUAUGUAUAUUGCUUCCCAAUUACAAGGUCCAGGGUUUGAUCCCACUGCGUGGUAUCUUGGGCAAGCAUCUCGGAUUGAUCUGUGCCUUGUGAGUGAACUUGGGAUGGUCUGUAUCGGUAAGUCAAUGAUCCAACCUUGUCACACUGAUUAUGCUGGAGAAUUACUUUUGAGAUAAAUAUAACCAUGGGAUAUUCAGCCACUUACAUGCUAAUUCAGUUGAUUGAACAACUGAAAACCCGUUACUCAUUGUCAGAAAUUCUGAUCAAGAUCCAUUAAUAUAUAUAUAUAUAUGUAUAUUUAUGUGUGUGCAUGAGUGUCUGUAUAUAUAUAUAUAUAUAUAUAUAUUAUAUAUAUAUAUAUAUCCCAUUGUAAUAGUGGUGAUAACUCCAGUAUUCCAGUGUGUAGAGAGAUAAAGAUCUUGUCUCUACUUGAAACUCCAUUCUUCACCAAAGCAUCUAUUCUGUGGUGAGAUAAUGAUCUGCAAUUAUAGACAAGUAACUACCAUGCGGCUGUAGUAUAUACUGACAAGCUGUUCUAUUCUCUAUAAUUAGAACCCUAAAUAAUAAAACAAAGGGGGUCACUAAUUAGGUUUCGUCCUCUGUUGUUGUUCAUUGUGCCAUUUAACAGUGUUACUGCUGGACCAUUUCUGCGAUACUUCCAAGAGUAUACCCAAACAUUUACUUUACAGCAACUCCCUGCAAAAGACGAGAGCCUUUUCCUCUAAAUCCCGACUUUCUGGACCCUAUGAAGGAGCCACAAUGAAAUUACUCAACCUGCUAGAAAAGCAGCUAAAUCUCCUUCAACCACACCCUACCCUCUUAAAUAAUGGACUUAUUUAGGUAAUCUAAUACCUGAUAUAUAAAAUGACUGGAUGAUCACUUUUGGAAUGUAUCGGAUCAUUGAUGGAUUUGGGCAGAGCUGGUGCUAAACAACAAUAACAACUAUUGUCCAUACAACCCUCUCCCCAAAACGUAACUUUUCAAACUGACCAUUCACUACACAAUCUUCCUCUAGUUAUGUGUCUCUCCACUGACUGGAUAAUGCAACACAGUAAGAGGUGUUAAUCCACUACUCAUCACACAUCUUUAAUACAAUUAUUUUAUAAUUAAUGUUAUAGUUGAGGCAAGUUACUUAGGUUAAAGAUUUGAGUGUCUUAACCCGAGAGAAAUUGCAUGAAUAUAGUUCAGCAGUGUGGCAUGAUGUUACAGAUAGAUAGAUAUAGAUACAUGGAACAAUAAAUAGGUGUUAAACAUUACAUACACACAUUUAUAUAUAUAUAUAAAUUCUUGAAUCAAUGGUCAAAAGAGACAAAAAAUCCAAAGAGCCAGAAAAUUUUCUAUGAGAUAAACUACUAUAGAGCAAAUGAUGAUAUCUUACAGAUAUAAUAUUUUAGCAAAAAAACUCCAUUUUCACUAAUUCAAAAGUUCAUCUGAAAUACCAAGUUUCAGAUGAAGUUUCAAAUUUGUGAAAGUAGAGUUUUUUUUUUUUUUUUUUUUUUUUCGCUAAAAUAUUAAAUCUGUAAAAGACAAAUCUCUAUAUAUAUUCCAUGUUUAGAACAGUUUUUGGAGGGAUGGUUUUCUGAUGAGAUUCAUUUCAGUCAAGAGACAAACAGUAUAUGGGCAACAGUUGACUGACAAAAGGGGCUGCCACAACUGUCUUUCGUAUGUUUCUGGUACCAUUCUACACUCAGACAGAAAUAAAAAAAAAACAAAGAAAAAAACAGAAACAAAACAAACUUCAUAGUUCCACACUACCACCUAUAUACACUAGUGUGUGUGUUUGUAUAAGUGUGCCUGCAUACAUAAAUGUGUGUGUGUUUGUGUACACACACAAAAUACAUUUAUUUCACCCUGUCAUUCCCCAUGUGCAUCUAAAAAUGUGUAUUUAUACACACAUAUAUGUAUGUAUGUAUGUGUGUGCAUAUAUAUAUAUCUGUUCAAAGCAAAUGGUUUACUCUGUUGCUACUUAGAAGUUUCAGCUAUAUGCCUCUUUCAGGUGCCCAAAAUGAAAAUGAAAAAAAAAAAUAAAUAAAAGAAUUAACUAAAAAAACAUUGAUUGCUUUAUCACCUGAAGUAUUGCAUGUGGUAAGAAACUCUGAGCAGCAGCUGAGUUAAACAUCAGCUUUAGAAAAAAAAAAACUCUGACAUCUGUCAAGUACUUUUUCUCCUAUUUGUUU
This is a messenger RNA of Octopus sinensis (East Asian common octopus), 8040 nucleotides long. Its product is annotated as SAM and SH3 domain-containing protein 1. The coding region runs from base 910 to 5286 and encodes 1458 amino acids. Lineage: Eukaryota; Metazoa; Mollusca; Cephalopoda; Octopoda; Octopodidae. The record is from RefSeq and is a predicted model, not a curated record. Gene Ontology annotation, molecular function: protein binding. The transcript has 22 exons.